Xiphias gladius (swordfish) is the source of this 7957-nucleotide messenger RNA. Its product is annotated as helicase ARIP4-like. The record is from RefSeq and is a predicted model, not a curated record. Bases 264 to 4829 code for a protein of 1521 amino acids. Lineage: Eukaryota; Metazoa; Chordata; Actinopteri; Istiophoriformes; Xiphiidae. Gene Ontology annotation, cellular component: nucleus. Gene Ontology annotation, molecular function: ATP hydrolysis activity; ATP binding; ATP-dependent chromatin remodeler activity. The transcript has 23 exons.
CCACAACAGUUUGGAUGUUCGUGCACUUCCGGAACUUUCGUAAUGGUUUUUCUGUGCAGAGCGCGUGCAGGGACCAACAGGACCGACCCUCCUCUUUUAGCAAGAAAACUGAUGAAUGAGUGAAAGCGGCCGAGCCUGCCCCGCAGCUCAACACCACUUCAGAAAGACCAGCUUUUCUUACUUGGAGGGACUGGCCGCAGAAACGGGGACGAAAGGUGUGUGCAGUGUGGCCAUGCUGAGGUAGCAGCAGCCUGCAGGUCAGGAUGUCUGAAGAAGAAGAGAAACGGCUGAAUGGGAGGACGACAGAGAAGGCGAUCUGUUACAUCAGUGAUGAAGACGAAGACAACGAUGGAGAUGACGAAGAUGAGGGGAUACCUGACCAGUCCCACAGUGCCCCCUUCAGCUCCGAGAAUGAGGCUCAGGGAGGCGACCCCGCUGUGUGGCAGUGCACUUCUCCCCCAUCUACCUCACCUUCGGGGGAGACGCCGGCCCACCCUCCCCCCUCCCAGCCUGCAUCUAGACCCCGCUCCAGGCCGGCCAGCCAAAGCCCCUCCCCUCCUUCCGCCCUGACAGGAACCAAGAAGAGGAGCUCCAAACCAGCACACAUGAGACGCAACAUCAGGAAGCUGCUGAGGGAGCAUCAGUUGGAGGCAGUGACCAAAGCCGUCCAGCAGGAGGAGCUGGAGAGGAGGCGACGUCUGGACCAGCAGAGAAAACAGGAUUUCCCCGUACCGUUGCUGCCUGAAUAUACAACUGGUGACGUGUCGAAGCAUGUGUCUUCAUCAUCAGCAUCAGCGGCAUCACAGCAAGAAGUGAAGUUGGCCAGACAGGAAGUGAUCUGCCUGGACUCCAGCAGCACUGGCAUCAGCGAGGACGACAGCAAGACUAACGUACCCACCUCUGUGACUGCAGAGCACAGACACAAAACAGAUGUGAUCGAUCUGAGCUCGGGCGAGGACGACACCAUCGUCCAUGUCAGCAGCGAGUCCCCCAACGAGGAAGAAGAAAGCGAGCCGAGCGGCGUACACGCCAACGACGCCCUCAACCGGCCAGACGCCCAGGGCAGGGUGCUGGUCAACUUGGGCCACCCAGCUGCAGAGACAGACAUUUUCCUGUCGCCUCAGCUGGCACAAGCAGUCAAACCUCACCAGAUCGGUGGAAUCCGUUUCCUGUACGACAACCUCGUGGAGUCGAUGGAGCGCUUUGGCAGCAGCAAUGGAUUCGGCUGUAUCCUCGCUCACAGCAUGGGCCUGGGCAAAACGCUGCAAGUCAUCUCCUUCAUCGACGUCCUGUUCAGACACACCCAGGCUCACACCGUGCUCGCCAUCGUACCUGUGAACACGUUGCAGAACUGGCUGUCAGAGUUCAACACCUGGGUCCCGCCCCCAGAGGCGUUACCUCCAGAUAACGACCCCAGACUGGUGACACCUCGCACCUUUAAGGUUCACAUCCUCAACGACGAACACAAGAACACAGCUACCAGGGCCAAGGUGGUGGAAGACUGGGCAAAGGACGGAGGAGUCCUGCUAAUGGGCUACGAGAUGUACCGCCUCCUGUCGCUGAAGAAGAGCUUCGUGGCGGGGAGGAAGAAGAAAAGCAAGAAAACAACAGGACCUGUCGUCAUCGACCUGGACGAAGAGGACAGGCAGCAGGAACUGCUCAAAGGUAUCGAGAGAGCCAUAGCCCGACCUGGUCCAGAUGUGGUGAUCUGUGACGAAGGCCAUCGCAUCAAGAACUGUCACGCCAGCACGUCCCAGGCUCUGAAGAACAUCCGAACUCGACGCCGCGUGGUCCUGACCGGCUACCCGCUCCAGAACAACCUGAUUGAGUACUGGUGCAUGGUCGAUUUUGUCCGACCUGACUUCCUAGGUACGCGGCAGGAGUUCAGUAACAUGUUUGAGCGUCCCAUUCUGAACGGGCAGUGUGUGGACAGCACGCCUCAGGACAUCCAGCUGAUGAGGUACAGGAGCCAUGUCCUGCAUAGCCUGCUCGAGGGCUUCGUACAGAGACGAGGACACGAUGUACUGAAGGACCAGCUGCCCUCUAAGGAGGAGCAUGUGAUCCUGGUCCGUCUGUCUCCCCUGCAGAGGGCACUCUACACGGAGUUCAUGACCCGCUUCAGAGAGGCAGGAAACACCGGCUGGCUCAGUCUCAACCCGCUGAAGGCUUUCUGUGUUUGCUGCAAGAUUUGGAACCAUCCUGACGUGCUGUACGAGGCUUUGCAGAAGGAAAACCUGGCAAGCGACCAGGACUUGGACCUUGAUGACAUGACCUCCACAGGACACGCCCGAUGUCCAACCGCACCCAAUCAAAAGUCCAAGCCCCUGGAGAAUCCUAACCCCAUUGGCGGACUGAGUCUCAACCAGCUGCAGGAGAAAGCCAAUCAGGUCAUCACUUACGAAUGGGCGAAGGACAUCAUGUGUGACUACAAACCCGGCAUCCUGGAGAACUCAGCAAAGAUGGUGAUGCUGUUCCACCUGAUAGAGGAGAGCGUCAGGAAGGGAGACAAACUGCUUGUCUUUAGUCAGAGCUUGUCCACGCUGACGGUGAUUGAGGAUUUCUUGGCCAAGAGACCGGUGCCCCCCUCGCCCAACACAUCAGACAGGGACAGACCCAAUCAGAACUGGGUCCGCAACCUCAACUACUACAGACUGGAUGGAAGUACCACGGCUUCAGAAAGAGAGAGACUGAUAAACCAAUUCAACGAUCCAUCCAACACCUCAGCAUGGGUCUUCCUGCUGUCAACCAGGGCUGGUUGUCUGGGUGUGAACCUGAUCGGGGCGAACCGUGUGGUGGUGUUUGACGCCUCCUGGAACCCGUGCCAUGAUGCCCAGGCCGUGUGCCGCGUCUACCGUUACGGUCAGAGGAAGCCGUGUCACAUCUACCGGCUGGUGUGUGACUUUACGCUGGAGAAGAAGAUCUACGACCGCCAGAUCUCCAAACAGGGCAUGUCAGAUCGGGUGGUGGAUGACCUGAACCCUGUGCUGACCUUCACCAGGAGGGAGGUGGAGUCUCUCCUUCACUUCGUAGAGGAAGAGCCAGACCCCUCCCAGGUCCAGCUGCAGCCACAGGACAGCAUGGAGAGCAUCCUCAGAAAGGCGCUGCACCUCUAUCCUCACUUAAUUACCAAGCAACCCUUCCCCCAUGAGUCCCUGCUGAUGGACCGCAGGGAGCUGAAGCUGAGCAGCGCUGAGAAGACAGCCGCUAGGAAGGGUUACGAAGAGGAGAAGAGGGCCUCAGUGCCGUACACCCGCCCUUCCUACGCUCAUUACUACCCUGCCAGUGACCAGAGCCUCACCAACAUCCCCGCCUUCAGCCAGAGAAACUGGCGCCCUCCCACUCGUACUGAUGAGAAGCCAAUGGCCAGUGUCCGGCCAGUCCAGUCAACCCCGGUUCCCAUGAUGCCCCGCCAGGCGUCAGCAGGCUCUGCCCCAGGCAACGAUUCAUCCAGAUCCAGCCUCGGAGGAUUCCCAGUUAACUGCCUGCAAAAAGCCGGGGUGUUUGUACAGAAGAUUGUCACCACUACUGACAUAGUGAUUCCGGGCACCAACAGUUCAACAGAUGUCCAAGCCAGGAUCACAGCUGGAGAGAGCAUCCACAUCAUCAGGGGAACCAAAGGGACUUACAUCAGGACGUCUGAUGGUAGAAUCUUUGCCAUCAGAGCAGCUAAUAAGGCCAAGAGUGCAGAGGAGAGCGCUACAGUGCCACCCAAAGAUUCGCAAGCCCCACCAGUGGAGGUUUCAACAAAUGGCAGCACCAGUUGUCUGUCACCUGACAAGAAGCAACAGGUGCCCUCCAAGACGGUGCCCCGCCCUCUCUCACCUGACAGCCCAGAGAUCAUCAACGAGUUGCAGCGCUACACCGGUGGCGCCGGAGCCGGUGCCGGUGGCACCUCGGGCUCCGGGGCCCAACCGGAGAGGGCGGCAGAGAGCAACAUGAACAACCUGCCUUCCACCAAACUGCUUCAGACCAGCGUUAGCAGUAGGAGCGGUUUUCCCAGUGGAAAUAUGAGCCACCAUGAUGCCUCUGUGACCAAUGCAAUCCAGCGCAACAUUGACACCACGGCCGCCCAAGACCUGAGAACAGGCUCCAAGCGCAAAGCCUCCACCCCGUCUUUGGAUGAGCGGCCCAGCAAGCAGCCGUCUGCUGGCAAACACUCCUCAGCUUCUCUGGGAUCACAAGGCUUCCCCUUCACCAGGGGCUAUGGACUCCCUCCACUGGGCCUCAACCCCACUAUGCUGAGUGGGGCACUGGGGCACCCACUCUUUGUGGGGGCAGGUUCGCCUUACUUCCAGCCCCCCCACACUCAACUGGGGGACCCCAGUUACAUGUACACAGAUCUAUUUGGCCUGGGAGGAGCCAGUGCAGUCCCCACCUCCUCUUCCUCCACCUCAUCGACGACAACCACCGCUACUUCCGUCUCAUCUUCCCCAUCAUCCUCAUCUUCCACAUCAGUGAAAGCUGCCAGUUUGGUUCCAGGUGCCCUGCCGCCAUUCAUGCUGAGCCCCAGCAUGGCAGGCAUGGCUGGCUUGCUCCCCCCAGGCUUCCCCCUCUCUUACAGUCAGUCCCUGGCUAGCCUCUACACAGGGUCAAUGCUCCCGGGCGGGCUGCCAGGUCCAGCUGCCACUCCUGGCCCGGCCGGAGCCAGCUUCCUGUCCCAGUACCCUCCCACUGCUGCCUCCAGCUCCUCCUCAUCUUCUCCUUCCUCCUUCUCACCCUCAGCACGGUCUGAGGGCCACCGGGGUCCGGUUCUGGUGAACAGCAGGAAUGUUAGCAGUGCCAGCAGCUCGGAUGACGACGAUGAUGUAAUUGAGGUGAGGGGACAGUGAUAGAUGAAUGAUGUGGUUGCUUGAGAAGCUUGAUUCAAUUUAAUAAUGAUCACAGUAGGACGGCCUCCUGUUUGCCAGGCUACAGGCUUCGAAGGGCCUGUGGCCGAGGCCGUGAGGGAAAUGGACAAAAAAAUGAAAGACACUAAAGUGAUGACAACUGAGCCCCUGCUAAAGUGUUUCAUCGGGUGGAAAUUGAACACAGAGUGCACACAGAGCGACAAAUUUUGAUGCUGAAUAUCAGAAGAGGAAACCCAAGGAGGGAAAAAGCUCCAGAGGGACAAAGAAAAUGAAAAUCAAAGGACUUUGGGCUUCCAAGUUUUUUUUUUUUUGUUCAAUACUGGCAUUGAAAUACUAAUCACUGGACUUAGUACUGCUGAUUGUGGGGCUGCAGUGACCACAAAUGGCCACUAGUUGUACUGUUGACUUUAGAGAUUCUAGUUCUGCAGCUUUGCUAAAUGUCAAGAAUCUUUUGCUUUAUUCAGCUAAUUAAAUGAUGAUAUUAAGGAUGGAAUUGCUUAUUAAAAAAAAGUUUUGAUAAUUAAGUUAGCUGGUGGUAACGUUUGUUAAAUAUGAGUAACUGAAAUGGUUGUUUGUCACUUUUCAAAUAUUGCUACUGAAUAUUUCUUAAAAUGGUAAAGGUUAAAAAGACGAACCAGAACUUAUAUAAAGCAUUUUGACUGAAGUUAAUAAUUCACUGCCAGGACAGGGGUGUUGCACGCUUUUUAAAAUAAAAGGAAAGGGGAUCAUCUUGACUUAUUGAGGAAGCAUUUGAGGCUUGUGGAGGAUGAGGUUGAAGUCAAUUACUGAAACCUUAAAACUCUAGUGAAAGAAUGUAUGCUUAAUCAAAUGCCUUUAAACCAGGCCUUUUUGAAAAGACUCCUAUUUAGGCAUCAGAUGUGGGAAGAUUUGAUUUUACUUUUUUUUGUGGGAGUAUUUUCUAUUUAUGUAAUCUCUUUUCCUUUUAAAAGAAAAGGAUUGCCUAAAAACAGCCAGGUGAACAUGAGAAAAAAAACAAACUGUGCUCUAGUGAGGUGUCCUCCUUGUAGCGGAGAAACAACCAACAGAAAAUGCCUUUUUGCCUCCGUCUUUCUGAAUGUUAACUGUGAGAGAGGAGAGGUAAAGAGAGACAGGCGGUCACCGUGGCUCUCUCAAUCUCACCCACAGUCUUAUUGUAGCCUAGCGAAAAACGAUGCAAAACACUCACUCAAGCCUAUAUAUGUAUUCGUACAAACCCCAGAGGAAUUGAGCUCGCAACCCCGGGUUUUGGUUUCGCUUGUGUCGUUCUUUUGUUCGUACGUUAUGCGUUGUGUUCUUAAGGGUUACAAAAGGAAUUGUUUAAAAAAAUAAAUAAAUAAAUAUAAGCUUGUGUUACUUGAUUUGGUAACUCGUUCUGGCACAGAUUCCACCUCCGCUCUGUUAGUUUUUUUUUUGUUCUUUCUCUGUCAAAUCUUAUUUUGUGAACAGAGGUCAUUGUGAAACCAAACUGAUUUUUUUUUUUCCUUUUGGAGAGAUGUUGUAGCUUUGCCAAAAACGAGAAAAUGCACAAGCACAUCAACAACCUCCACCGAAGAGGAUUGUGUCUUAAGAGACCAAAUAAUGUUGUCAAUGAUUUAGCGCAGAUUUGAAAUCCACCACCGCAACACCCUCUCUCUACAGCAUCCUCACAGCCACAGUCCAGACAUACAUAUCCAUCUCUGUAUGACCUUGCAGGUAAAACUAUACACUGCACUGCACUGUAAAAAGAGACACAAAUCUGUAUACGUCUGUAGACUGGUUGAAUGCUGGGAAAAGCUUCAUCAUGUGACCAAGUUCCCUUCCGAAUAACCGCAAACCAUCAUUCUGCUGUUCCAGUUGAUCCCCUCUGAACUGAUCUAUUAUGUUUGGCACUGUCCUUGUGUAGAAAAUCUUCUCCUCCAAAAUGGCUGCAACAAGAGCUUUAAAAACCACCAGCUCUUUUGUCGAAAAACAAAACUCUUAACAUCGUCAAGCAAAGACUAAACAUUUCCUGUUCUUUCUCUUUCAUGUAUUGUAUGUAUUCUUCAUACUGAAAUUGUUAGUUUACUUAUGUUUUAUUUUUGUUCUCCUCUUUUUACAAUGUUUGAAUUUACCAAAUUAAUUUAUUUAUGAUGGUGCAUAUUUAUUCAUUUUUAUUUUUGUACAAUGUUUUUUGGUCUCCUUUUUGUUGCUUUUCUUUAUCUUGUUUGUUAAAUUUUUAUGAUCAUAUUACUAUUGUUGUUACUACAGAUGGAAAACGCUUUGGUUUUUUGUGUUUGGUGAUUGUUUUUUUUCUAGAAGUGACGAUCUGGCAGUCUGACCCAAUACAUGUGAACUUGUGCAGAACUUGCAUGUGGACCAACCAAUUGGUGUGUUACUGUGCACGUUAAUAUCCAGGAUAGCAUCUUAAAGAAGGAUAGAGAAAAUAGAAUAUCCUGUUUACAGUAACUCUGAUCAGGUCUUGAUUAUGAGAAGAAAAAGGACUUCAGGGAUAUAUUGAUUUUCACCAUGGUGAGUUUAGAUUCCUUCAUCAGAACAUCCUGCAUGUUCAAAAGUCACAAUUUUAAUACACAUCUAAGUAUUUUAUCUGAAUAAUAUGAGCCAUUUUUGUGCAUGUAAAUGAAGCUCAUUCACUAGUAGUGGGUCAGAAACCAAGGCAGUCCAACCACUCAUUAGCUGAAAAGAAAAAAAUGAUAUCAAGUGCUUUUCUUUUCUUAAUUUUUUUUUUUUUUUUUUUGGCGUUCAUUACCAUAUCAUCAGAAAUGUCCAUCUGUGUCAUCACUAUGACGGCAAACGAGCAAGUUUCCUCGUUGAAACUGUUUGGUUGUCAGCUCGGCAUUUGCUACACUGACUGACUGCGCUUUUUUUUUCACAGCUUUCUACUUGAAUUUACAUAUUUAUUUAUACAAAUCGAUUCAGUUGGACAAGUCGAGCCGACUGUCUGAAUUCCAUUUUAGCCGAGGAGAAGAUUAAAGCUGCUGUCUUUGAGGAUUGGAUCUAGUCAAAGCCUGUUGUGUAGUUUAUCAAUGGAUAAUGUGUAUGACCUUGGAUUACUUUUAGAUCCUUUUGUUUUUUUGUUUUUUGGAAGUUUGUAAAUAAAAAGAAAUGUUCUAAAUAACACUUUUCCUAAUUUC